Messenger RNA from Sclerotinia sclerotiorum 1980 UF-70, 291 nucleotides. RefSeq lists its product as hypothetical. The record is from RefSeq and is a predicted model, not a curated record. Bases 1 to 291 code for a protein of 96 amino acids. NCBI's taxonomy places the organism in Eukaryota, Fungi, Ascomycota, Leotiomycetes, Helotiales, Sclerotiniaceae. The transcript has 3 exons.
AUGUCUUUUUCAUCAUAUUACUCUGACUCACUUACAUGGCAGGAGAAGCUCGACCUAAGAUGUCGCGAGGCACAGAUUCAACCCCCAAUUUUCCAGAUCGUAUCCGAUAAAAGAGGCGGACGAACAGCAUGGUCUAGCACAGUAUUUGUGUCAGGCCAGAAUAUUCCUGCACGAUACUGGUACGAUGGACAUAACGUCAACACUAUGAAAGAGGAUGCGGCAGAAGUGGCAUUCAGAAGCUUGACGGGAUCGAGCCCAACCUCACCUAUUCAAAGUCGAGGCGGGUGGUAA